Messenger RNA from Benincasa hispida (wax gourd), 1615 nucleotides. The record is from RefSeq and is a predicted model, not a curated record. NCBI's taxonomy places the organism in Eukaryota, Viridiplantae, Streptophyta, Magnoliopsida, Cucurbitales, Cucurbitaceae.
AGAAGUGUUGAAGAUAAUUUUGGGAAGAAAUAAAUGAAAGGAAGUGGGCGAUUCUUCCAGAAGCCACCAUUAGUUGUUUAUAAAUGAGAAUAAAAAGAGGGAAGUGAAGGGGAAAGAAAAAGGUUAUAGAAAGAAUUGUGGAAGAGAAUUUGCAGCUGAAACUGGAUUGAGAAGCCACUCAAUCAAAGUUAAAAAGUCUGGUUGCUCUUGAGCUUCAACAAGAAUUAUUUAUUAGAAAUUGCCACUCAUAUCAUCUAUUUAUUGCGACAUGUAAUCAAACAUUGAGUUUAUGGUAAGGUUGUAAAUAAUUGCACUGUAUAAGCGACGUAUAUGAUUUAAAUCAAGUUUCAAGUUUAAGGAGGAUUAUUUGGCGGUAGACGCUCCAUCGCGCAUUUGGGGUCUUUUAUCAUCAGAGCUUGUGUGCUGAAUGACUUAGUAGAAAAAUCUGGGAUGAGGCGUUACAAAAUUAUUUCAAACUCACUCUAAAAUAGAGAUAAAAAGUUGAACUAUACAUAAAAAAAGCCAAAAUAUAUAUAUAUACAUAUAUAUUUGUGCUCCAAAACAAAGCAAAGGCAAACCCUCCAAUAUGGGUGGCGAAAUCAUAAGAUUCAUCAAGAUGUUGCCCAUAUUCAUUAUGUCCUCUUUGUAUUGCUAUUUCAUAGCUUCAAAGUUUUCCAAAGGCAAACUUAGGCUCCUCUCUCUGCUCCCCGUCUUCUCUCUCUUCACCGUCCUCCCUCUCUACUUCUCCUCCAUCCUCUUCACGAGCAACAUCGCCUUAUUCGUCACCUGGCUUACGACCUUCAAGCUCCUUCUUUUCUCAUUCGAUUUGGGUCCUCUAGCUUCGGACCCACCAUUGUCAUUCCCUCUUUUUGCUUCUAUUGCUUUCUUUCCAACUAGAGUCAAGCAUAACAAAACAACCCCACCUGACCAAGAACCACCUCCAAAGUUGCCUCUAAACUUGCCAAGCAAAGUGGUGAUACUUGCCAUAUUGAUCUUAGGAAACAGCUAUAUUGUCCUUGUUUGUCCCAAUAAUGUAAAGUUCUGGAUCAAUUGUGUUACAAUAUAUUUCUACUUAGACGUAAUUAUGAGUCUAUCCAAUGUUUUUGUUCGAUCAACUUUCGGUGUCGAGGUCAGACAAGCAUUUAACGAGCCAUAUCUAUCGACAUCGCUUCAAAAUUUAUGGGGUCGGAGGUGGAAUCUAUUAGUAUCUGAAACUUUGCACAACACAAUCUACAAACCAGUUCGUUACAAAGUAGGGAUGCCACGGUGGGUGGCUGAGCUUUUGUAUGAGCUUUUGUAUUACUACAUUGUCAGAGCGAGUCCGACAUGGGAAGCCACGUGGUUCUUUGUGAUGCAUGGAGUGUGUUUGGCCGUGGAGAUUGAAUUGAAGAGGGCGUAUGGGAAAAGGUGGCCGUUGCAUUGGGCAGUUUCUGGACCAUUAACGACGGUGUUUAUGGUAACCACCACUUAUUGGUUGCUUUUUCCUCUAAUGUUGAGGUCUUGAGGGAUUGCCACAUUACAAGCAAUUAUUCCUUCUACCUAGCAUGACGCAUUAUGUAUUAUUUUUAUUCUCAAGGUUUAAGUUACUUUUUUUUUCCCUUUUUUCUAGUGAAAA